Messenger RNA from Xiphophorus couchianus (Monterrey platyfish), 1828 nucleotides. RefSeq names its product amphoterin-induced protein 3. Bases 323 to 1684 code for a protein of 453 amino acids. Gene Ontology annotation, molecular function: protein binding. The record is from RefSeq and is a predicted model, not a curated record. The transcript has 2 exons. NCBI's taxonomy places the organism in Eukaryota, Metazoa, Chordata, Actinopteri, Cyprinodontiformes, Poeciliidae. Gene Ontology annotation, cellular component: membrane. Gene Ontology annotation, biological process: brain development.
GUUUGUAAAACACUGCAAAGCACCACAGGAUGUUUGUCGACUGGCACUCCUAUUCAGGAUGAAGAGAAAGUCGGGAGGGAGACCCUAAACUUGGUUGCAGAGAAAGCGAGAGGGAAGAACAUUAUCCCCUGAGCGGCGCGAAGUCUGAGCAGAGGAUCCAAGAAGGAGAUAAGGAUUAAGCUGCAGUGUUGUGCGUCUUCAUUAAUGGGAUACAAGUUUGAAAAAGGAGACUGAGAAGAAGAAAAAAGAAAAAAACUUGAAAGUUGGAGCCAGAAGGAGCCAGAGGGGAUUCAAGAAUUUAAAGGAUCUGACUCCCUGAAUCAUGACCUCUGAACACUUUCAAGUCCUUCUCCUGCUGUUCUGCGUCCUCCACAGCUCUGCGCAGACCUGCCCUUCUAAAUGCCUCUGCAUGUCUGACACAGUGAGAUGUAGCUCUGUUGGUCUGCACAAACUCCCUCAAUCCCUGCCCUCCUUUCCUGCCAACCUUGACUUCAGCCACAACCACAUCACCUGGCUGGAUCCGGACACCUUAACCAAGACGCCCAGACUAGAAAAGCUCUGGGUGGCCCACAAUGAAAUCCGUACAUUGAGUCAUAACUUGUUUCGUAAUGUGUCUGGCCUCAGACUGCUGGACCUGUCCUCCAACAGGCUUCAGAUGGUGGAGCAACACUACUUCCAUGGGCUAUGGAGGCUGGAGGAGCUCCGUCUCUUUAACAAUAGGAUCACACUAGUGGAGGGCAGCUCACUGAGCGGUCUGAGUAGCUUGAAAAAGGUUUACUUCAGCUUCAACCAGAUCACACACUUCCCCUUUUUCUCCAUCCAGGAUCACACUCACCCUUUUCUGGCUAUGCUGGACCUGUCAUCCAACCGGAUGUCGAGUCUGCCGUGGGAGGAUGUGAAAGCUUUGCCACAGUUGGUGCAGCAGGGGCUGUACACUCACAACAACUCGCUUAUCUGUGACUGCUCCAUGUAUGCCAUAUUUUGGCACUGGAACCUGAGUGAAUAUAACUCAAUCAAAGACUUUAUGGAUGAGCACACCUGCAACGUUAAUGGGGACCCUCGUAGAUCCAUCCGGUUCUUUCGUGACAAGCGUUUCUUCCGGAACUGCACUGUAGAAAAAUUCAUCAUGCAGCCUGUGACGGUUCUCCUCUCCGACGUGGUGGUCUUCGAGGGCAACAGGGUGCGUCUGGACUGCCAAACAUCCCUUAGCAGCACAAACCUCUCAUUUACAUGGCUUUCCCCAAGUAAGGGCUUCAUCACCCAAAGCAGCAUGAAUGACACACUUAUUAGCAUGCUUCCCGAUGGCACCUUGGAGAUACACGCAACCACGAUCAAUGACUCGGGUGUGUAUCUUUGCACCGCUGUGGACAUCAAACAGGCAUUGAAUGCAACACGUGAGGUGAAUGUGACCGUGCUGUUGCCAACAGCAGAGCCGUUCAACACUGGUUACACAACACUGCUAGGCUGCAUGGUGACUUUGGCCCUCAUCCUCACGUACCUCUUCCUGACUCCAUGUCGCUGCAGCUUCUGCAAACAGCCUCCAGCGCACUCCAACCAAGGCACCUUGUCGUGCAUUUUCUCAUCUUUUACAAAAGAACAACCCAACACUGACACCUUGAAGCAUGUGGCCUUCAAGGAGCAUCCAAUGGGCGAAGAAAGGAUAGAAUGGAUACAUCAAAGCUGAGGAGAGGCCAUGUUCUUUGGUUAGUUUGUCAGUAGAAACAGAGAAUUGGUUGAUUGUAUUGUUUGGAAGAGUUGAGAUGUCAUCUGAGUGUAAAUGCAGUAAGGAAAAACAAGCUCUAAUGUCUCUUUUUCAUCUUCAAGAGGG